Neoarius graeffei (lesser salmon catfish) is the source of this 5882-nucleotide messenger RNA. It is a transcript of the gene rpgrip1l, whose product is annotated as RPGRIP1 like. The record is from RefSeq and is a predicted model, not a curated record. Lineage: Eukaryota; Metazoa; Chordata; Actinopteri; Siluriformes; Ariidae. The coding region runs from base 246 to 4097 and encodes 1283 amino acids. Gene Ontology annotation, cellular component: photoreceptor connecting cilium. The transcript is spliced from 26 exons. Gene Ontology annotation, biological process: retinal rod cell development; non-motile cilium assembly.
UGCAUUUUUUUGGGUUCGAUCGGUGCUUUAUCUGAAGGCUGUAUAUAUAGACUAAUUAAAAUGUCUCUGUAUUAUUGUCAGGAUGGCGGGAUUUUAUACUACUAUAGCAUCUAAAUGGUAAACAGUGAGUUGUUGAGCCUGUAUGGUUCAAAUGCAAGAACAAGAGACGUGGCUUUCUGCAUGAUUGAUAUUUUUAAUGGUUAUGCAGAAAAACAGGACUUUAAAAAUUCUUUAAGAAUUUCACCAUGUCUGGCUUGACUCCAGUGGACGAGACUGCUGGUGAUAUUCCUGUCCGAGACAUCACUUUACACCUCAACAGGGCAGGCACACCAGGUUUAGAGAAAGAAUCACUGCUUUGCCGAAAUGCCCGAGACAGGCAAACUGUGGCGAAGAUCAGCCGAGAGGAGCUGGAGGACCGCUAUCUGCGCCAGCAGGAGGAAAACCUCGCCCUUAAACAGCACUCACACAAACAGGAGGACAAGAUUAAGAGGAUGGCUACCAAGCUGAUCCGCCUGGUGAAAGACCGUAAGCGUGUAGAACAGGCCUCUUCAGGAGGCCAAGUAAUAGCAGGUCGGAACAUUGAGAUGGAGGAGAUGAUUGAAGAGCUGCAAGAGAAGAUUCAUGAACUGGAGAAGCAAAAUGAUGGACUCAAGCAGCGUCUGCUCACAGCAAAACAGCAGCUUCAGACCCAGAGUCGUCGGCCAACCCCUUAUAGUCACGUUCAAUCCCGCAUUAACUCAGGAUUGCACAGAUUUCGGAAAAACACACCUGUACCACCUCAGCAGCCAGUAACACCAAGAGGAGCAGGACCUAGACAUGUGGAGGGGGAAAUGAGCAGUAAACUCCCACAGGGGCUUUUACCUCGCUAUGGACAUAGUCUUCUGGAUGAGGCGCGCUCAGAGAUCCGUAAUCUGGAGAAUGUGAUAGAAAUGCAGAGAACGCAGAUGGAAGAGAUGGAGAGAUCAGCAGAGAUGUUGAGAGAGCAGCUGCGGAUGAAGGAGAGGGAGUAUGAGGAGUCUCUCCUACAGCUAAGAGAGCAGCAGACCACUGGCCAGAGGUCGAACAUUAAAGACAACGUGGAGAUGAUAAAGCUGCAGAAACAACUGGCUGAUAAAGGAAAUUCUUUCACUGUGCUGGAGGGAAGAUUCCUUCAACUGCAAGAGAGCCAGAAGACCCUGAAGGCUAGCCAUGAUACAGCGAUGGCUAAAGUGGAUGAGCUGAUGGGACAGCUGAAAGAAGAGAGGUUUAGGAGUCUGGGCCUGGAGAAUCAGUUACAAACUAAAGCACUGCAAGAGAGGAGGGCUUCUGAGUUGCUUGAGCAAAUUCGGGAUUUGGAGAAGGAGAGAGACUUGCUCAAAGAGAACUGUGACAAGUUAGUGAACAGUGCCUUUGAUGUUAGCCAAGAACAGAAGUGGAAGACCAGAGAGCAGCAGCUCAAACUGCAGAUUGCUCAGCUGGAGAUGGCGCUGAAAUCUGACCUCACUGACAAAAACCAAAUCCUGGACAAGAUUAAGGCAGAGAGAGAUUUAAAUGACAAGCUGCUAAAGGAGAAUAAAGAACUUCAACGCAUCUGUCUGGAACAGAAGCAAGAGUUAGAUGAAAUAAAGGAUCGCAUGAAGUUCUUUACAAAGGAGAGUGAAAUAGAUGCUGCUGAACUCAGUGAAGCGCUGAUGCUCAUGAAGGUGCGUAAAACGCAAAAGAAUGGAGAGUUAGGUUUCCUGGAAAAAGUAGAAGAAGAGGUUCAAAUAGAUGAAGAGCACUCACUGAGAGAUCUCCAGGCCACUUACGCUGAAACUGUCCAAGAGCUGGAGAAGACAAGAAACAUGCUCAUCAUCCAGCACAAGAUCAAUAAGGAUUACCAGGCUGAAGUUGAAGCAGUUACACGAAGGAUGAAUGAUCUGAAGCUGGACAGUGAACUUAAACAGGAGAAACUGGCCCAGCUCCUCGACAUGAGAGCUGCAAAGAUAAAGAAACUUGAAGCUCAAUUGAAAGAUAUUGCCUAUGGUAAAAAGGCCCAUGUCUUCCGACCCACCAUCACAGAUGAUGAUGUGGCUGAUGAGUUUGAUGAAACCGUACACCUGGCUCGAGGAGAGAACCUUCUGGAGAUCCACCUUGGCACUGCACGAUUCAGUCCUGAGGCUCUGGACAGUCUGGGUGACAAAGACCCCGGCACUUUCUGCACUUUUGCCUUUUAUGACUUUGAGCUACAGUCCACGGCUGUGGUGCGAGGGCAGCAGCCAGUUUAUGAUUUCACCUCCCAGUACCUUGUGAAGGUGGAUGAUCUCUUCCUGCACUAUAUCCACAGCAGCUCCAUCACUGUGGAAGUACAGCUGGCUGAGUGCCUGACUUUCUGCACCAUAGCUACAGGACAGAUACAGCUGAGUCAGGUGCUGGAGAGGGAUGGGAAAGUGUUUGGCACCCUGCAGCUCGUAGGAGUUAGUGGUGAGAUCCGAGUUUUUGGCACUCUAGACUACUGGCUCAGACUGCGGGUUCCUAUGGAGCAAGCCCUUCGUCUGUAUAAGGAGAAAGUCAAAGCUCUGGGUUAUCUCAACUCCAGCGGUAAAGAAAAGAGCCAGGCUUCGUCUGCCCCUCUCUCCAGCUCUUCGUUUAAAGAUGGAAACCCAAACGAACUCUACAUCACAAUACACUGCUGCAGUAAGCUAAAAUCUGGAGGAUCUCAUACACAGCCCAGUCCAUACGUCAUUUUCAAACUCUAUGACUUCCCUGACCAUGACACAUCAAUCAUUCCUUCCACCAAUGAGCCACGGUUUGAAGAUCACACGACUUUUCCCAUGACCAUGAACUCUGACCUCGAUGCAUAUUUGAAGGCAGAGGCUUUGACCCUAUAUGUGUUUGAUGACCUGGAUUUUGGGAAUCAGCUCUACCUGGGCAAAGCCAAUGUGCCGCUAAUAUCUCUAGCUUAUGAUAAGGCAAUCAUUGGCACAUUUGAGCUAACAGACCCAGCUGGUCUGCCCAGUGGCUACAUAGAGGUGACUCUUAAAUGGAAGUUUACAUACUUGCCUCCUUCUGGCUUAGCAACAACAGAGCAGGCUAAGUUUAUCACCAAAGAGGCUUCAAUCAAGCUAGCAACUGAUGAAUCUGGAAAUAUGAAUGAAGUCGAAGUGAAGGAAAUUAUUCCUGCUAUGACCCCUUUGCCGAAGCCCAGAUUGCGUACCCUUACGAAACCAGCUGCUAAAAAAGUUUCAUUCUUAAAUGUGACACAGCCUGAAAUCCAGAAGAGAGAAACUACUCCCCCCAGUGGUGAUAAGGAGAACAAGCGCUCUACUCUUGCAAUAUCAAAGGAGACUGUAGGAGUGGUUGAGGCGCGCCAGACCUCUGCAGUAACAGAGGAAGAUGAUGAUGAAGAAUCACAUUUUUCAGAGGGCCAGAUUGUCAUGGUCAGCUCUCAGUCUGUAUCUGAUGACACUGAGAUUUCUGAGGAGCUGGAAGAGCCAGAAGAUGACAUACUGCCAGCGGUGUGCUCAGAUCUGAGUGAAUCGAUCCUUUCAGACAGCGAUGAUUGCAUCGUGCCUGCUCGGUCUACCCAGGCCAGGAAACAGCCAUCUGAGCGGAUCCGUGUGGAGGUUGUGUCUCUGAACCUGAAGCCAAACUCCAGGGUCUCUACGGACUCUAGUGUGGUCAGGCUGUUUGUGGAGUUUUAUUUUCUGGACCUGCCUUCAGAGGAGACGCCACUGUCGCUGCCCAAACCACUGCCUGGACACAGCAUCUACUACAACUACAGCCAUGUGAUCCAUGUGGAUGUGGAGAAAAACCAGGCCAGACGCCACAUGCUUAAAGCAGUACUAGAAGGCAGGAACCGAAAGCUAGAGAACAUCAGGUUCACGGUCGUGAGCGAUCCGCCUGAGGAAGAGGAGCAGGAAAAGGAGUGUGAGGAUGUGGGUGUGGCCUAUUUUCGGAUCUCUGACAUUCUGAUGAAGCAGAGGGACAUGAUAGACAUCAGCCUUGAUGUUGUCGAUGUGCAGAACAGCACUGAAGUAGUGGGGAGCCUGAAGGUGACUGUAGAAGCUCUGGAGGCUCUCCGAUCCAUCAUGGAGGAUCCAGACCAUGAUCACUCUAAGCUUGAGUUGGAAAGAUAAUUGCAGAGGAACAGCUGUACACAGCCUGAUGAAGCAGUCAGAAAAACUGAUGUGAAUAAAUCAGGUGAAGUUAGUGGGUUUGUUAACAUUGCAGUGUCAGAGCCAGGUGAAAUCAGAAUAGUGGAUGUCAUCGUGUGUUGUGCAUGAAACUGGUGGAAAAUUGUUGAUAAAAUUGUCACACACUGAGACUCACGAAUCUAUGAUUUUCUUUCUCAAAGCAUAACAGGGAUGACAUACCUGUAAUGUUCAUCUUCAGAGAUCUCAUUCUCAUCUCAUUAUCUGAAGCCGCUUUAUCCUGUCCUACAGGGUCGCAGGCAAGCUGGAGCCUAUCCCAGCUGACUACGGGCAAAAGGCGAGGUACACCCUGGACAAGUCGCCAGGUCAUCACAGGGCUGACACAUAGACACAGACAACCAUUCACACUCACAUUCACACCUACGGUCAAUUUAGAGCCACCAGUUAACCUAACCUGCAUGUCUUUGGACUGUGGGGGAAACCGGAGCACCCGGAGGAAACCCACGCGGACACGGGGAGAACAUGCAAACUCCGCACAGAAAGGCCCUCGCCGGCCAGUUAAUUUGCAGGUGAAAUUAGAGUCAAGUGUUUUCAAUCAAUGGGAUGACAAUCAGGUGUGAAUGGGCACCCUGUUUUAUUUAAAGAACAGGGAUCUAUCAAAGUCUGAUCUUCACAACACGUUUGUGGAAGUGUAUCAUGGCACGAACAAAGGAGAUUUCUGAGGACCUCCAAAAAAGCAUUGUUGAUGCUCAUCAGGCUGGAAAAGAUUACAAAACCAUCUCUAAAGAGUUUGUACUCCACUCCAUUCAAGACCAUUGUUACCCUUCCCAGGAGUGGUCGACCAACAAAGAUCACUCCAAGAGCAAGGCGUGUAAUAGUUGGCGAGGUCACAAAGGACCCCAGGGUAGCUUCUAAGCAACUGAAGGCCUCUUUCACAUUGGCUAAUGUUAAUGUUUAUGAGUCCACCAUCAGGAGAACACUGAACAACAAUGGUGUGCAUGGCAGGGUUGCAAGGAGAAAGCCACUGCUCUCCAAAAAGAACAUUGCUGCUCGUCUGCAGUUUACUAAAGAUCACGUGGACAAGCCAGAAGGCUAUUAGAAAAAUGUUUUGUGGACGGAUGAGACCAAAAUAGAACUUUUUGGUUUAAAUGAGACACGUUAUGUUUGGGGAAAAAGGAAAACACUGCAUUCCAGCAUAAGAACCUUAUCCCAUCUGUGAAACAUGGUGGUGGUAGUAUCAUGGUUUGGGCCUGUUUUGCUGCAUCUGGGCCAGGACGGCUUGCCAUCAUUGAUGGAACAAUGAAUUCUGAAUUAUACCAGUGAAUUCUAAAGGAAAAUAUCAGGACAUCUGUCCAUGAACUGAAUCUCAAGAGAAGGUGGGUCAUGCAGGAAGACAACGACCCUAAGCACACAAGUCGUUCUACCAAAGAAUGGUUAAAGAAGAAUAAAGUUAAUGUUUUGGAAUGGCCAAGUCAAAGUCCUGACCUUAAUCCAAUGGAAAUGUUGUGGAAGGACCUGAAGCGAGCAGUUCAUGUGAGGAAACCCACCAACAUCCCAGAGUUGAAGCUGUUCUGUACGGAGGAAUGGGCUAAAAUUCCUCCAAGCCGGUGUGCAGGACUGAUCAGCAGUUACCGGAAACGUUUAGUUGCAGUUAUAGCUGCACAAGGGGGUCACACCAGAUACUGAAAGCAAAGGUUCACAUACUUUUGCCACUCACAGAUAUGUAAUAUUGGCUCAUUUUCCUCAAUAAAUAAAUGACCAAGUAUAAUA